Desarmillaria tabescens is the source of this 1245-nucleotide messenger RNA. RefSeq lists its product as uncharacterized. The record is from RefSeq and is a predicted model, not a curated record. The coding region runs from base 115 to 1215 and encodes 366 amino acids. Lineage: Eukaryota; Fungi; Basidiomycota; Agaricomycetes; Agaricales; Physalacriaceae. The transcript has a single exon.
GCACAGAUCAUCGUGCGGUACCCCUUUGGACAGCCGUCAACACUCAUCUGUACCCAUACGUAGCUGAUGUCAUACUUCAAAGGCAUGCAGAUGCUAUGAACAGUGUUUAUCAUCAUGGCACCGUUGACGAAUUCCCGGCUAUGUUCUCUGUUGACGGUAGCUGGCUCACCCUCCAUCCAAAAAACCUAUGGCCGCAUUCUUUCUCUUGAUAGCUUGUUUGGAGGUGUUAUUCGCAGCAUCGGGACUUGUAUGGCUGUCGACUCGUUUCAGCUGCAUGACGAAAUUCCUUCUUUCAAACUAGACGGCAAUCGUUACGGAGUGUUGAAGCUCCUAUAUACACUAAUUUCAAACAACGAAUUUGGUGGUGAUGCUUCUGUUCGAAGUCAAGACCUGCGUAUCACAUUGAUGGUAUUUCUUCGGGUGCUCAAUUCGACGUCUCCUCGUCCUCGUUUCCUUCCUGAGGACUGGUGCACACCAAUCAUGGCAGCUAACUUUGUCCGAAUUGCUUUCCAGGAUGAAGCAUGGACAUCACGCGAUGAACCACUUCACUCUCGCGACGACGCAACCUUUGAUCAUUUUUCAGCAGCGGCUGAACUAGUCCAUUAUUUUCUCCGAUUCCCUCCCGUGAUGAAUGAGACUUUUUCUCGUUUUGUUUCUGGGCGUCUUCUUGAUCCAAUAGCGAAUUUACGCGGUGGUGAUUUAUACUUUCACCGUGCCUUAUCAAUGGUUUUGGAUGCGUUUAUCGCCGGGUUGGAAUCCGAUGUACUGAAACCUGAGACUUUUCAGCAGUCUAUAGCGUACCUAUUCGAGCCCAAAAAUCUUUUCACCGUUUGCGCAGUUCUCCUCAUGCAGAACAAGGCCCCUUCGGCUCUUCGUCGCCUCGCGCUCCUUCGCCCGGAUAAUCCCGCAUGGCGAGAGUGCUUAAAGAAACUUGACACCUUUCCUGCGCACUUCGAAGUCGAAUAUUCUUCUACGCGCCUUUCUCACGCCAUUUGGGACUUUCAAACAUUUGUUGAAGGAGGUUGCGUCGGAGUCUACAGGAUCAAUAUGCCUGGUUGUCAGACACCGCGACGAGAUCACGAUGGGAGCUACCGUCCGGAAAAUACGCCGCCGAGAACUAAAUUAUGGCUGAGGCUAUGGAAUCAGUUUUGGUUGCAUCGUGGUCGGUCCACCAGCGCGGAAGUCGCAAUGUUCAGCGGUAAUGGUCAAGUGUAAAAUUCCUUCUGGAUAUAUAUAUAUAUCAAU